Messenger RNA from Mesoplodon densirostris (Blainville's beaked whale), 1702 nucleotides. It is a transcript of the gene KCNAB3, whose product is annotated as potassium voltage-gated channel subfamily A regulatory beta subunit 3. The transcript is spliced from 14 exons. The record is from RefSeq and is a predicted model, not a curated record. Gene Ontology annotation, molecular function: voltage-gated potassium channel activity; transmembrane transporter binding; potassium channel regulator activity. Gene Ontology annotation, cellular component: cytoplasm; membrane; voltage-gated potassium channel complex. Gene Ontology annotation, biological process: regulation of potassium ion transmembrane transport; potassium ion transport. NCBI's taxonomy places the organism in Eukaryota, Metazoa, Chordata, Mammalia, Artiodactyla, Ziphiidae. The coding region runs from base 1 to 1215 and encodes 404 amino acids.
AUGCAGGUGUCUAUCGCAUGUACCGAGCAGAAUCUUCGCAGCCGGAGCAGUGAGGACCGUCUGUGUGGACCCCGGCCGGGCCCCGGGGGCGGUAAUGGCGGGCCGGUCGGCGGGGGGCAUGGGAAUCCUCCGGGGGGAGGAGGGUCGGGCCCCAAGGCCCGGGCCGCAGUGGUUCCCCGACCCCCAGCGCCCGCUGGGGUCCUCCGAGAGAGCACCGGCCGAGGCACUGGCAUGAAAUACAGGAACCUAGGAAAGUCUGGUCUUCGGGUAUCCUGCCUUGGCCUAGGUACCUGGGUCACAUUUGGUUCUCAGAUCUCAGAUGAGACAGCAGAGGAUGUGCUGACAGUAGCCUAUGAGCAUGGCGUAAACCUGUUUGACACCACCGAAGUGUAUGCAGCGGGAAAGGCUGAAAGAACCCUAGGCAACAUCCUCAAGAGCAAAGGUUGGAGGAGAUCAAGCUAUGUCAUCACCACCAAGAUUUUUGGGGGAGGACAGGCAGAAACUGAGCGAGGCUUGAGCCGCAAACACAUCAUUGAGGGCUUGCGAGGAUCCCUGGAACGCCUCCAGCUGGGAUAUGUGGACAUCAUCUUCGCCAAUCGCUCAGACCCCAACAGUCCCAUGGAGGAGAUUGUGCGAGCCAUGACCUAUGUCAUCAACCAGGGCCUGGCCCUAUACUGGGGAACAUCCCGAUGGGGGGCUGCAGAAAUCAUGGAGGCCUACUCCAUGGCCAGACAGUUCAACCUGAUUCCUCCAGUGUGUGAACAAGCUGAGCACCAUCUGUUUCAGAGAGAGAAGGUGGAGAUGCAGCUGCCAGAGCUCUACCACAAGAUUGGUGUUGGCUCAGUCACCUGGUCCCCUCUGGCCUGUGGCCUCAUCACUAGCAAGUAUGAUGGGCGAGUCCCAGAUACCUGCAGGGUCAACAUCAAGGGCUACCAGUGGCACAAAGACAAAGUGCAGAGUGAGGAUGGCAAGAAGCAACAAGCCAAAGUCAUGGACCUUCUCCCCAUCGCUCACCAGCUGGGCUGCACCGUGGCGCAGCUUGCUAUUGCGUGGUGUCUCCGCAGUGAGGGUGUCAGCUCGGUCUUGCUAGGGGUGUCCAGUGCAGAGCAGCUGAUUGAACACCUGGGCGCCCUGCAGGUGCUGAGUCAGCUGACCCCGCAGACGGUGAUGGAGAUAGAAGGGCUCCUGGGCCACAAACCGCAUCUCAAGAAAUAGUCCGUCGGGGGCGCAGGGACCCAAACCGGAGCCGAUGCACCCCCCAGAACCGCUUCCCCCGCCCCCGCCCCGGAUCCCUCCACGCAGUGGCCGGAGCCAGGGAGGCCCCGCCCACUAACGAGUUCCGGCUACAGUAGCGAAAGCAUGAACAAAGCCAUAUCCUCCCGCAGUAGGGCUUGAGAGGGAGAGUAGUCCUCCGCUCCCUAUUGCGUUCUCCUAGGCCUCCCUGCUAAUCCUGGGCAUGAGCUACUGGUCUGUCCCCUCUCUGCCACUUGGCCUCGCUCCCUUCUCUCUCCCCCUAAUCGCCGAGGCCCAGGGGGGAAAAAAAGGCAGAUACAAGACCCAUGCAGAGUACCUCAAAAGUGCCCUUGAAAUGUCAUCAAGGGGUAACAACCUAAUAUGAAGUGAGUUUUGAUGUCAUCUGGGACAAAGGAGAUGGGGCUCUUACAUUCGUUACAAAGGAAGCCAGGCUGGUCCUGGCAGGAAG